AUGGUCAAGCUGCCUUCGUCGGAAAACACGAACGGCAACAGUAUCAAGUCGGUGCACAAGAUGCACAAGUCGCUGGCGGUGCUCAAGAGCGUGCUGCAGGGCCCUGGACAUCGAAAACCAUUUCGUCGUUGGCUGGCCGUAUCCCGCUGGACGUGUUCGCGAAGAACGAAGGCUGCGUCCGAGGAGCCGACGGCCACCCACGAGUUCAACGUCGCGGAGGUUGCUGAGACCUUGGACGAGAAAAAGAAGACGCUCGACAUGGACCAGAAGCGCUCGGACUUUGAGACGUCCGUGCUGAGGCUGCGCGACAUUGCCAGGAAGUACAAGCACGGCUUGAGAUCUGGCGAGGAGGCGGUUCUGACGGAUCUGAUCAACGAGUACUUCACGGUGGAAACCGUGUACGUGAACUCACACAACAUUGAGGACGUGGUGAUGGCCUUGCGCCAGCAGAUCCCGUCUGAUCUGGAUAAGGUCUUUUCCAUUGCUCUCUCGAACAAGGCGUUGGAGUCGAAGAACAAGCUGCUGCUGCAGCUUCUUGCUCAGAUGGCGCGUGGUACUCCUCGUAAGUCCUACUCGCUGGUGGCUCUGCCGUCGUACCGCGCCAGGUGGAGAUGGUCCUCAAGGACUAUCUCACUAACGAACAUUACUGAGGCCUGCACGAACCUCCUGGGCCAGUCACAGCCGCUGUUCGAUCUGCUUAUUUCGCUCCUCGACCAUGAAGACCAGAAGAUCCGGGAGUUGGCUCUGGAGUUAUACGCGCAACGUGGUGCUGUGCGACGCAACAGCUCCGCCAGCUCGCUGACCCUGGGUGAGCACAACUCGGAGGAGAGCAACGAUGACCAAGAGACCGUGGACAAGCCUCUGCCCAAGCCAGUCGAGAGCUACCAGAAGAUCUCUCCGGACUUUGAGUUCGUUGUCGGAGCGCAACGACCCUCUUGUCAAUGUGCUUCACGUGAUUCUGGUGAACGAGCACUCGGAGAAGGCGAACCUGCUGGAACCGGCCGAGAUGUACCUCGAGUCAGUGGACCAGAGCCUCCGCCCGCACAACACCCGCCGCGUGACCUUUUCGGUGCGCCCGUAGAACACCGAGAAUAUCUCGACCACAACGCUGACAUGGCGUUGUACCCGAACAUCUACACUUUCCCUGGCCGUCUGAACUACAGUGAGGAUAAGAUCGUGCGCCGCAUGGAGGCCCCGAUCGCCUACAAGCUGGAGCUGCGUCGUCUGCAGACCUACAACGUCAAGGAAUGGAUUGCGUCUCGGGUGGCAAAUCUGCGCCAAGAGGAUGGUGUCCUCAAGGUGCCCAACACUCUGCAGAUCAUGCACCACCUAGACGGCAAGCUCCCUAGAAAUGCUGGUACUAGAAACAAACUCGGCAAGAAUAUCUGGAUUAACGUCGUCCAUGUAGAGGUCCGGAUCAAUGCCAACCAGAAGAUGCCCAUGUCGAUGGUGUCUCCCGACAAGCUCGUUCGUUGUGCUGACACCAUUGCGCCACUGACGCUGAAAUCCCUCUCAAUUUGA
This is a messenger RNA of Phytophthora nicotianae INRA-310, 1521 nucleotides long. RefSeq lists its product as hypothetical. The record is from RefSeq and is a predicted model, not a curated record. Bases 1 to 1521 code for a protein of 506 amino acids. The transcript is spliced from 6 exons. Gene Ontology annotation, biological process: fatty acid biosynthetic process. Lineage: Eukaryota; Oomycota; Peronosporomycetes; Peronosporales; Peronosporaceae. Gene Ontology annotation, molecular function: ATP binding; acetyl-CoA carboxylase activity.